UUCAGAACUUGGCUAGAUGAAUGAAAUGUGACUUUGCCGGCAAAACUGUGAGAUACAGAUUGGCCUGUUCAAGAACCCUGCAAGAUGGCCACAGAUAGCCGGCGAUCCACGGCUGCUCAGUUCUUCAUGGAGGAAGACGCAGCCGCCGGAGAUUUAGUUUCCACUUAUGAUAAAGUGGUUGAGCUGCUGAAUGAGGCAUCAUUGCUUCAGAUGAGAGACACUCAGAAAAUUAACAAACUCAAACAGGUUCAACAACUUAUUAUUCAUGAGGACCCAACAUUACUGGAUAACUUUCUAGAUGAGAUGUUGGUGUUCCAGUCUGACAAGUCGGUGGAUGUGAAGAGAUUUGUCAUUGGCUUUAUGGAGGAGGCCUGUAAAAAGGACAAUGAGAUCCUGCCCAAGGUGGUGCCCAUUUUGAACAUGUUGCUGUUUGAGGAAAACGUGAAUGUUCAGAAAAGAACUAUGUUAUGUCUGGGGCAGCUAUUCAAGGUCAUAGUGCAGUGGAUAGCUAAGGCCAAGAAGGUAACAGACAUGAUGCGCCAAAUCUGGGAGAUGAUUAACCAACUGAAGACAAAAAUUAUAUCAAAUUUGGAAUCUGAAAAUGAUGGAAUAAGGACUCAUGCUAUUAAGUUCAUGGAGUGCAUUACCCUUGUGUUGACAAAGAAGACCCCCGACUCUGAGGCUGCAAAGAAUGUGCCUGUAAUCUUCUCACUGGACCAGAUCCCUGAAGAACAAAAAUUCUUCAAAGUGAAAAAGCUUGAGGAAGAGGGAAAAAAUCAUGUUGAUACAUUGUUACAGUUUCUAGCUUCAGCCCAUAUAUCAAGCAUCAAUCUUAUGACAGUGAUGGGUGCUCUGACUGCUAUAGCCAAGCAAAGGCCAAUGUUUUUCUCAAGGGUUGUACAGGCCUUUGAGGCUCUACAUGUAAACCUACCUCCAACCCUGGCCACAUCUCAGGUCAGCAGUGUGAGGAAAAACCUCAAGAUGCAGAUGUUAGCUUUACUGAGACACCCCAGCUCAGCAGACUACAUCUCCCAGAUCACUACACUCCUGACAGACUUAGGGGCCACUCAGUCAGAGGUGAUGAAAGCUAUGCCCAAGCUGGAUGAAAGCAAGAAAAGGAAGAGUGCAGAUGAUGAGCCAAGGAGCAGUAAAAAGAUAAAGAGAGAGGAGAUAGAUGCAGAUGAUGAUGAUAUUGGGAUGACGCCCAUGGUGAGUCGGCCUGAGAAACCACCCACUGUUGACCAGAGAACCACUGCCAUUGAUAUCACCGCCGAGGAUAUCCGCCCAAAAUUCACCAAUGAAAAUGUAGCAGACCUUGUACUCAUUAGUAUGGUAAUGUUGCCAGAUGCAAUGCCUCCCCACUUCCAGGCCACCUAUACCCCCAUAGCCGCCGCGGGAACGGAGGCUCAGAUCAAACACAUGUCUCGCCUGCUGGCCACACAACUCACCAUGGCAGGAAUGGGCAGUGGGAUAGCAGAGGUGCAGAGGAGAGCUGCAGAGAGUAAGGAAGACGAUGAUGGAGGGACUUCCCCUAACCUGGAGGAUUCUGGCACAUCCCCCAAACAGCUCAUCCAAACUGUUGUGGGUGGAUCUGUGAGUCAGAUGGCAGGUAAUCUGAUGGACAUGAAGAAACCUGGCUUACCUAUACCUGCUCAGCCGAGGAAGGGUAUAAAACAGUUUAAGCUGGCCAAUGUGACCAACACGUUAGAUCGCGAUCAGGUGGACCAGAUGAUGAUCUCAGCAUUGAAGAGGAUUCUGGCUGCAGAGAAGGCAGCAAUUCAAGGCAAUGCUCUGGUUCCUAGGACAAAAAUCCUGGCCUCGCUGGUGGCACAUAUUGGAGGAGAGCUAAAACACUUGUUACAAGACUUCAUAUUUGAGGACUUACGUGCCCGCUCUGAUCUUGCCUUCGCCUGGCUGUACCAAGAGUAUGCUAAUGGCAGAGGUUACAAUACAACAGUGCCCAGUGAUAAACUGACACUGGCCAGCUACGAUGAAUGUCUGACCAGGCUACUCAAUGGCCUGCUCGAGCGACCAGAUCAUAAAGAAGGGUUAUUUUCCCGGCUGCUUUUGGAGGCACCAGCAAUCACAGAUAAUGCUGUACAGAUCAUGAAAAAAUUUUGCAUGGAUGAGACUCGUAUUACUCAGGGAAUGAGUAUAAUUAAGGAAUUGAUUGAGAAGCGACCCAGUCAGAAAGUGCGCUUCUUACAUGUGCUACUAGACUUCACCUCCAAUGAUAAACCUGAAGUGAGAAAUCAUGCUUUACGGGUGGUGAAGAAACUACAAGAUGUCCCUGACCUGAAGGAUGCAAUGGAGAAAUAUGCCCUAAUACAGCUGAAGUAUCUAUUACACAAAUCACCUCCUCCAAUACUGUUCCCUGGCAUCAAAAACAAAGAUGCCCCUAAGGUCUGGGCCGAGGAUAGCAUCAAACUCUGCUUGUACCUGUAUCUUGGACUGUUACCUAUCAAUCACAAACUGAUGCAUGAGUUAGCCACUGUGUACACUGCUGCCACAGCUGACAUCAAGAGGUGCAUCUUAAGAGUGUUGGAAAACCCGGUGAAAGGGAUGGGGAUGCAGUCACCUGAGCUGUUACUGUUUGUGGAGAACUGUCCUAAAGGAGCAGAGACCCUGGUUACUAGGGUGAUUCACAUCCUCACUGAUAAGGCGGCCCCGUCUCCAGAGCUUGUGGAGCGAGUCAGAGAUCUUUAUCACAAACGUGUGCCUGAUGUCCGUUUCCUCAUACCAGUCCUCACUGGAUUACAAAAGAAAGAAGUCACCAAUGCCUUGCCUAAGCUGAUCAAGCUAAAUCCUGUGGUCGUCAAGGAAGUGUUCAACCGAUUACUUGGAGGCCAUGGUGGAGAAAGCGGGACCUAUACUUCACCCCUGUCCCCAGCUGAGCUGCUGAUUGCUUUACAUAACAUUGACCCAGCCAAAUGUGAUAUGAAGACAAUUAUCAAAGCAACUAACAUGUGUUUUGGGGAGAAGAAAGUGUACACACAGGAGACCCUGGCAGUGGUCCUUCAGCAGUUGAUGGACCAGACCCCGCUCCCCACCCUCCUGAUGAGGACGGUCAUACAGUCUCUAUCCAUGUACCCUCGUCUCAUCGGCUUCGUCAUGAAUAUCCUCCUGAGGCUCAUCACUAAACAGGUGUGGAAACAGAAGAAAGUAUGGGAAGGAUUUAUCCGAUGUUGUCAGAGGACAAAGCCGCAGUCCUUCCAAGUCCUGCUACAGUUACCUCCCCCUCAGCUGAAGAAUGUGUUUGAAGUUUCUCCAGAGUUGAGGGAACCACUAUUAAACCAUGUACUCUCCUUUACACCACAUCAAAGAGCUCACAUUCACAAGACCAUCAUGACUGUACUGGAGACGGACCCAGAGGAAGAACGCCGGGCCACAGAGGCCAAGGCUAAGGCUGAGACAGAACAGAGGGAGAAGGCUGAAAAGGAGAGACAACUCAAGCUACAAAGGGAAGAAGAGGAAAAGAGACGAUUGGCGCAGGAGAAAUUGCAGAAAAAGCUGGAUGAGGAAAGGGCAGAGAUGCAGCGAGUUGCCCGACAGAAUGCUGCCAGGGAGCUGGCAUCAGAUGUCAAAUUUGACCAAGUGAUGUCUGAACCAAUGGAAGUUGGUGAAUCCAUUGAGGCUGAAAGUAAGAAUAGGCCGUCUGUAAUUCCAGUGAAUUUGUCCACAGUCAAGGUAGAACUUGAAGAUUCAGGUUCACAGCAGCUGGAAUCUGAAGCUGAAGCCAAAUCAGCUGCAAAGAAAAAGGCUGAAGCAGAGGCAGCUGCACAGAAAAAGGCUGAGGCUGAAAAAGUGGCAAAGAAAAAGGCUGAAGCAGAGGCAGCUGCCAAGGAAAAGGCCAAAGCCGAGGCAGCUGCAAAAGAAAAGGCCACAGCUGAAGCAGCUGCAAAGAAAAAGGCAGAAGCUGAUGAAGCAGCAAAGGAAAAGGCUGAUGUAGAAGCUAGAAUAAAGGAAGAACUUGCAGCUGCAGAAAAACAGCAAGCUGAACUUAGAGCCAAAGAGGAGCAGGCUGCAAAAUCAGGAGAUGAUAGGGAGAAAGGAGGCAGUACUUUAGAGGAGGAAGAAGGGGACAUGGAGUUUGUGGUUAUGUCUGAGGUGGAAGAUGUGGGUUCUCAGGAGAAGGAAGAAGGGCAGGUUAGCUCUCAGGAAGAGGACAGUCCGGCAGAUGUCAAGGAAUCUGGGAAAAAAACGACAAGAGGGCGUGGACGGGGAAAGGCCAAGGCCACAGUUGGUUCACGGAAAAGUUCACGCACAAAGAAGUGAAUGAAGAAAACACUUCUUGUAGCUACUGGUUAACCACAAAAGUUGGAUUGGUGAUCCUUUGGAACAUUGGCAGCGUUUAUGGGAAACCCUCAGUCUGCUCCAGCAGAUGACAGCUGAGCAUGAUAUUCCCUUUUCUUUUUCCUUUUUCUUUUUCCUUUGCGUGAAUAGGUACAUUGGACAAAAACUAACACAUGUGGUUCCUGUAUUUUUCCUGUGUUCAUUUCAUUUGCCUUUUGAAUGUUGAGACGUUUUUUUUACCAAAGUGAACAUGACACCAAGCAUUCCUUAAAUGAAGACUGUAUACAUAGAUAUUUUACAUGUAUGUAUGUGUUGUCAGAGACGAUGAUGGUUGCCGUUGUCAGGAAAAUGGAGUCAUUGUGUGGGAGUUAGAAUAUUUGUGUGUAAAAAUGCUUGAGAUAAACACUGGAACUGCAAAACUUGUGUGAAAGAUUGUGCACUGGAAAUUUUCAUUUGAAUGUUUCAUCUAUUUUCUCAUAACCAUGAUCACAGUGUAGAGAUGUGUAAAUAACCAACAGAAUAAACAGUGUGCAUCAUAAAAAUACCCUUAUUAAGGUCCGGUACAUGCACUUAUAUGGAGAAAAAGGUGUGCAAGGUACCUGGUGCAGGGCACACAAGUUUACCCUGAUCACGAUCCUGACAACUAUCGUGUAAGUUCAAAAAUUGAAGGCAUAUAUAGCAUCAAAAAAUAUUCACAAAUACAUAUCGAGAGAUCCUUUUUUUUUUAAACAAGUCUCUGAACACUGUAACAUUUGAAUCAUUUGAACUUUAUUCAAAAUCCUGAAAACCAUGCUGCAAUAUAUAGACCUACAAAGAUCUUAAUUUCAAUUACAGUCUAUUUCUUUAUAAGUGAUGUUUCUUUAUUAGUGAUGUUUCUGUAUUAUGUUGUCAGUUUCUCUUUCAAAAUGGGGAAGAAGUUUAUUUACAGUAAAGGACAUCAAAUGUAGUUUUUUGCUGUCAGUUUGUGCUCCAAGUCUCUGCAUGUCCAAAAGUAGUGCUGUGCAGUUCAGUAAUAAUUCUCCCUUGAGGUUGUUGAAGAACCAUAAGCCAAUGUCCAGAUUUUAUUAAUUUAUAUUGGAAAGGAAGUGCUGAGUGACAAAAUAUCUUAAAUAUUAAUAAAAAGCAUUAUUAGUGAUUAAAUAAUUACACAAUAAUUAAAAAAUCCUGAAAUCUGUUUUACUUCAUUUAUGGAAGUAUGUCAUUAAAUUAACAUUUUCUACGGAAUUGUUGAUGGCUUGAGCACAGAAAGACUUCACGAGUUCUUUGUACAACUUUAGAAAUGGUCCUUUUCUUCAGGUCUGUAUACAAUGGCCCACUUUAAAGUGAAAGAAAACAAAAAAUAAAGUGAUCUUUAGCCGAAAGA
Liolophura sinensis is the source of this 5656-nucleotide messenger RNA. Its product is annotated as symplekin-like. The transcript has 34 exons. Lineage: Eukaryota; Metazoa; Mollusca; Polyplacophora; Chitonida; Chitonidae. Gene Ontology annotation, cellular component: mRNA cleavage and polyadenylation specificity factor complex. The coding region runs from base 85 to 4275 and encodes 1396 amino acids. The record is from RefSeq and is a predicted model, not a curated record.